This is a messenger RNA of Rhizophagus irregularis DAOM 181602=DAOM 197198, 672 nucleotides long. Lineage: Eukaryota; Fungi; Glomeromycota; Glomeromycetes; Glomerales; Glomeraceae. The record is from RefSeq and is a predicted model, not a curated record.
AUGAACCGAUUAUCUAAGGUAUUUAAACCGUUAAAGAUAAGUUCAAAGGAUGCGCUUUAUAGUAAAGUAUAUGAUUUUUUAGUUGAUGAUUUUAACGAUCAGAAAAUCAAUAAAAUAUCAAAAAUAAGUAGUAUUUUUAAAGCCAGUAAUAAAAGCUCUUCUAAGGUAUUUGAAACGUUAAAGAUAAGUUCGAAGAAUGACAUUCAAAAUGAUCAUGAAAAAGAAACAAUACAACAAAUGAAAGAGUCAGUUAAUGGUGUCCUUCAACCCAACGCCAUGUUAACAAUUAAUAAAGCAGUUGCCCAACAAGCGAUAGUGGCGUUCCAUGUGCAAGAAGUAUCUAAGCUAUUAUCUCGUAAUACAUUUGAUUUGGAUGAGAUAUUUAAUGAAGACCCACCAAAACCAAUUUAUUUUGAAGAUUCUGACAUUUUGAUUGUCAGUCUCGUCUAUUCUACCUUACCUUCAAGAUUUUUGAAAACUGAGAUAGAAGAUAUUAAAGUUAGAACAGAUAAUGUGGGAAAUAUUAUUUGUUUAUCAUUUUACAGUGCCAGCAAUAGAAUAGCUGAAGAAUUAACAUUAGAAGAAAAGGAAAAUCAUAAGAAAAAAUCAAAGGAAAAGUCUGAGAGACUUCUUAAUUUGUCUAAAUCAAUUAUUCAUGAAUAUAAUAUGUAA